Molecule: messenger RNA, 1068 nt
Organism: Triticum aestivum (bread wheat)
Lineage: Eukaryota; Viridiplantae; Streptophyta; Magnoliopsida; Poales; Poaceae
Exons: 3
Coding region: 238-825 (195 amino acids)
Source: RefSeq, a predicted model, not a curated record
ACAACUAUCAAGUCGGCCCCCACAUACAUUCGCAACACCGAAACCGAUGGUGCAUACCUAAGCAGAACCUUAGGUGAUGGUGCUGUAGAUGGCGACCUCAUCGAAAUCAAUGAGCACCUACAAAGUGCCGACCUGCAAACCAGUGAUCCAGUAACAAUUGCGGAUAAUGGAUUUGACGAGCAGAGUCAUGAGUCCAGAGCUCGGCGUAGGACAAGAGAGCGAGCUUGCAAGGGAAGUAUGGCGGCGAUGAAGCGUCAGGAGAAAAUUGGCAAGCGAAAAACAUGUACGCAGGUGCCACGUGGUGAGAGGAAUGCUAUGCUAGAUCGUCGUAAUAAAAGGUUUGUAGGUAGGGUGAAUACCCCAACCGUCAGGUCCAUCUCCAUACCGAAAAUGAGCUCAACGGGACAACCUACCAUAGUUGAAGCACACAGUGCCUCAACAUCAUCUAGCACGCCGGAGUACACGAUCAGAAGUGAAGGUAACACGCCCAUCCUUACUCUCCUUGCGUCCCUUGAGACUGAACCCUCAUUUGUGUUGUUUGGCACCUGGGCAGACGACAUGGACUCUUACCUCAAUGGUCUCAUGAAUGAUGAUGUCAAUCCUGACGACCUCUUUGACGAUGAAUAUUACCUGUUUGCUGGUGAAGGCUCAGAUGCUGAUGACUUGGAGCACGACGAAUUGGAAGACUCAAGUCACGAAAACUAUGUCGACCAUGAUCCAUUUGACUAUGUGUACUCAAACCUGCCAGCCAACACACACAUCCUGAAGCACGCCGCGAACUGCGACCACUGCAAGGCCAAGAAGUUUGUGAGCGAGGCCCCAUGAUUCUGCUGUCGCAGUGGGCAGAUCGAGCUGAAGCAACUGGAGCCCAUCCCGGAGCUCAUGAGGCUUUGGUCUAGCACUGAUGCGGAUGCUAGGCAUUUUCGGGAGAACAUACGGUUUUUCAACGGACACUUCUCCUUCACAACCCUCGGCGUCAGCCUCGAUGAAACAUACACAAACAUGAAGUCUGGGGUGUACACGUUCCGGGCGCACGGCACCAUCUACCACAAUGUUCAUUCCUUCGGG